Messenger RNA from Olea europaea var. sylvestris, 822 nucleotides. Its product is annotated as putative H/ACA ribonucleoprotein complex subunit 1-like protein 1. The transcript is spliced from 4 exons. Gene Ontology annotation, biological process: ribosome biogenesis; snoRNA guided rRNA pseudouridine synthesis. Gene Ontology annotation, cellular component: box H/ACA snoRNP complex. Bases 1 to 582 code for a protein of 193 amino acids. Gene Ontology annotation, molecular function: box H/ACA snoRNA binding. Lineage: Eukaryota; Viridiplantae; Streptophyta; Magnoliopsida; Lamiales; Oleaceae. The record is from RefSeq and is a predicted model, not a curated record.
AUGAGACCUCCUAGGGGACGCGGCGGCUUUGGGGGCGGUGGCUUCAGGGGCGGGAGAGAUGGUGGUGGCCGUGGCGGUAGAAGUGGUGGUCGCUUCGGUGGCGGCGGCCGCUUCGCUCGUGACGAAGGUCCGCCUGAUGAAGUCAUUGAGGUUUCAUCAUUUGUUCAUGCUUGUGAGGGAGAUGCUGUGAUGAAGCUCACAAAUGAAAAAAUACCAUACUUCAACGCACCAAUUUACCUUGAGAACAAGACACAGAUCGGUAAAGUUGAUGAAAUAUUUGGCCCCAUUAAUGAAUCUUAUUUUUCGAUUAAAAUGAUGGAAGGAAUUGUGUCCACCUCGUAUUCAGCAGGCGAGAAGUUCUACAUUGACCCGGCUAAGCUUUUGCCGCUCUCAAGAUUUCUUCCACAGCCAAAAGGGCAAGCGCAAACUGGUGGUAGAGGGGGAGGACGUGGGGGAGGAAGAGGUGCUGGGAGAGGUGGACGUGGCGGCAGCAGCUUUCGCGGAAGGGGUGCUCCAAGGGGAAGAGGUGGUCCUCGAGGCGGUGGUCGUGGUGGAGGUUUCAGGGGCAGAGGGAGAUCAUAGAAUGACUGUAUUUGUGCUUUUCUUCUUUUAGUUGUCAAUCCAGGGUGCUUCCGAAUCAACCAGAGCAGAAAAAUGACGGAUUUUUCUCUUAAUGUAAUUUUGUUAUUUUCAAUUGGGCUGCGGUAAAAUUAUCUUACUCUAGUUCGGAUUUUAUUGCAUUAUUUUAUACUUUUGCUAAAUUACUUCAUGCCCUAUAGAGUGUUGAUAAAAAUCAGAUCAACAAAUCUUUUCAUCUGAUCA